AUGGAAAAGAUAAAUAAGAAACGAUUUUUGAAAAUUCAACCAAGUUUAGAUAGAAAAGACGGCUCGAUAGGCGAUUCGCAAGUCAGUUACUUGUAUGCGAUCCGAAAAUUCAACUUCAAUGAAGUAGAGUACAGCAUUUACGGGACAGCCAACAUUGUCCUCGGAUUAUUUGGUACAUUUUUCUGUAUAACCGUCAUUUCCAAGAAACUAGAUGUGCAAGACAGCAUUAUCGGUGGAAUGGCAGGGAUCAGCAGGAUAGCAGGAUGCUUAGUCCUUAGUCUGGCUCCCAAUAGGAUGUGGUAUUACUCGGCGCCAAUAUUCAAUAUCUUCAGUCACACUGGUUUAACUGCUGUGAGAUCCAUUGCAACAAAAAUAGUACCUGUGGAAGAAAUCGCAAAACUCAAUUCUGUGAUGGGUGUAAUGGAGUCAAUAGCACCUAUUAUAUACAUGCCAACGUCCAGCGCCAUUUACGUGCAUACAAUAGAGACCUUUCCUGGUGCUUUUUAUUUAGUCGACGCGGCUCUUACUGUUGUAGCCCUCUUAUUUUUUGUG
This is a messenger RNA of Brenthis ino (lesser marbled fritillary), 552 nucleotides long. The record is from the annotation of a GenBank genome assembly. Lineage: Eukaryota; Metazoa; Arthropoda; Insecta; Lepidoptera; Nymphalidae.